AUGCCUCUUCAAACACCAGAGAGAAAAGGCUCUUUGACAAUAGCCAUGGAGCCCGUAAAGCCCGCUGGUGGUGCCAGGUUAGGCACCAUAUCUGGUGUCUACAUCCCCGUAUACCUCAACAUCUUGAGCAUCCUCAUGUUCCUCCGAUUUGGCCAAAUACUCGGUCAAGUUGGCUUCAUUGGAAUUCUAGGUCUUCUCCUCGCCGCCUAUUGCAUUGAUCUGCUUACUGUUCUCUCCCUUUCCGCCAUUGCUUCUAAUGGAGAAGUCAAGGGCGGCGGUGCUUAUUACUUAAUCUCCAGGUCUCUCGGCCCCGAGUUUGGCGGCUCUAUUGGCAUCUUGUUCUAUCUAGCUCAAGCUCUAAACACUGCCAUGAAUGUAGUUGGUCUCAUCGACUGCAUUCGACUCAACAUGGGAUCUAAUUUUCCUCAAGGAUAUUGGACUGGCUAUGGGCUCCAAACAGCGGCCUUGGUGCUUUGCACAUGUCUUUGCUUACUUGGCUCGUCAACUUUCGCAAAGGCAUCGAAUGCACUGCUCAUCAUCCUUACCGUGGCUGUCAUGAGCAUUCCCAUAUCAGCAAUCUUGAAAUCUCCGUUUGAGGAUGCUGCGGCUGGCGUCAAGUUUACGGGUAUCAGUGUUGAUACGCUCAUUGGAAACUUUGCUCCUCGGGCUUCUGAUAGCAGCUACGAAGGCCUCAAGACCUUUCGUGAAUUAUUCGGCGUUCUCUUCCCGCGAGUACAUUCCACUUCUCCUCCAGCGACUUCGGGAAUAUUUGCUGGAGCUUCCAUGUCUGGGGAUUUGAGAAACCCAAGCAAAGCUAUUCCGCAUGGAACACUGUGGGCUACUCUUACAACCUUCAUCGUGUACUUCACUGUCAUUCUCUCCAUGGCAGCGGCUACCACUCACGAAUCUUUUCUGGCCAACAAUAAUGUCAUCUCCAUCACAAACUUAUAUGCCCCUAUUAUCUUGGCCGGCGAGUGCGCCGUCACUUUCUUUUCGGCUCUCAUGGGAAUUAUCGGAUCAGCCAAGCUGUUCCAAGCGCUCGCCAGGGAUAAACUCCUUCCAGGGUUGUCUAUCUUUGGAAGAGGAACUAGAGUUGGUGAUGAACCAAUCUUUGCCAUAUUCCUAACAUAUGCCAUCGCUCAGGUUGCCCUGUUUGCAGACUUGAACCAAAUUGCCACCCUCAUCUCUAUGGGCUAUCAGAUGACUUUUUUUGUCAUGAACUUGGCUUGUUUCCUGUUGAAAAUCGGAUCUGCUCCCAAUUUCAGGCCUGGCUUCCAGCUCUUCAGUGCCGAGACGGCCUUUUUGGGAAGCCUCUUUUCUGCUGUGGCCAUGUUCUUUAUCGACGAGGCCUACGCUUCAACGGCAAUCUGUGCUCUCAUAUUAGUAUUCUUGCUGAUUCAUUACCUAUGCCCGCCCAAACACUGGGGAGAUGUCUCACAGAAUCUCAUCUACCACCAAGUGAGGAAAUAUUUGCUAAGACUGAAGCCCGAACACAUCAAGUUUUGGAGGCCACAAAUCAUACUCCUUGUCAACAACCCACGGCGGCAGACGAGGUUGAUUCAGUUUUGCAAUUCAUUAAAAAAAGGCUCCCUUUACAUCCUCGGUCAUGUCAUCGUAACAGACGACUUCAACACGGGAGUCCACGAGGCGAAACUGCAGCAACAGGCUUGGACACGCUACAUAUCCGAGUUUUCUAGGAUCAAGGCCUUUGUUCAGCUGACCAUGUCGCCUUCGAUUAACUGGGGCAUCCGAAAUCUCAUCUUAUCCUCUGGCCUCGGAGGCAUGCGACCCAAUAUUGCAGUCCUGGGAUUUUACAACAUGGAAGAUCUACGAAGAUCCAGUCAUAGGCUACGGGUACCAGACAUCCCAAUGGCCCCAGCUUCCAAAAUGAACCGUCCGCCAAAAUCUCAGAGAGCCUAUACACGAAACCGUGGCGAUACGUCCGCACGUUUGAUGGAAGGCUUCUUACCGACUGACGCAAUUCGUACGGAGGAUAUGAUGUCUCCCACGGAGUACAUGACAGCAUUGGAGGAUUUGACCUUGAUGUAUCGGUUGAACGUAGCGGUGGCGUACGGAUUUGACGGCUUGGAGACGCCUCGAAAAGACGAGGACAACUCGAAAAAGUACAUUGACAUGUGGCCGAUUCAAAUGUCCGCUGAAGUUUCAUCCGAUGGCAAGAAUAUGCUGACGUCUAAUUUUGAUACAUACACACUCAUUCUACAACUAGGCCACAUUCUCCGCAGUGUUCACACUUGGAAACAAGCCUAUACACUACGUGUCAUGGUCUUUGUUGAAUACGAAAACGAAGUCGAAGAAGAGUUGGCCCGAGUCCGCGCGCUUCUGGAGAAACUGCGUAUCGACGCUGAAGUUCGAGUGUUUUGGCUGGCAUGUGGCCAGUUGGACACGUACGAGCGCAUCAUCAAUGGCAAAGGCAGUAGUAUAGACUGCGAAAUCAUUGUUGGCGACGCAUUGAGAGACGAAGAAUGGUGGAACGACCUGGAAGACCUCCGCGGACAGUCAGAGCCCAUGACGAAUAGCCAGGAGUUUACGCACCUCGCGCAUAUCAUUACUUCGACCGCUGGACGGCCGGGAGUCUAUAAUCCGCACGAAGAAACAGAGUCCCGGAGACGACGCUCGAGUGUGCUAGAUCUUCCCGGUAUGCCCAAGAAACCGAACAUUGGCUCUUUGUCGAAGAUGGGUAUCAACAUCGGCAUGCACACGCAUCAUCUGAACGAAGAAGUCUUUGAGGACUCUGAUUCAGACUACGAAACAAAUAGCGAUACAGACUCUUUGAGUACGGUGCGAUCCGCUACAGAUCCUUUAUUGCGCGAAUCGUCAUCUUCGAAUGCCUCACAAGGGCAGCUCUCGCCUCCCGGAAUCCGAGGAAAUGGCUCUUUUGAUACAAUCACCGGACAUGGAUAUAUGUACUCCAACAACGGCAUUCCCUCACUGACUCCAUCAUAUGGCACCAUGUCUGGAUCUCAGCCGCCUUCCAUGGCGCAGCAUCGUUACAAUUCAGUAUUUUCUCCAACGCCGCGACAGGGCGAAGUUGAUCUGGACGCGACCCCUCGAGCAAAUAACCGACAGAGAAGCAGCUUCAAAAUGGAAAUCAGGAGCAUAGAAUCCUUUCCUAAUCUAGACCAACUUGCAAUGCCCGAAACUCGUCGCAGCAACUACCAGCCAAGCAGCACUGCGACAUCCUCAGUCGCCCGAUAUUCGGGGGACGACGAUACUUCAACGCCCCGGCCGAGCAUAUCGCGGCAGUCGUCCGCCGCUCGCUUCUCAAGCCGGCCUGUUCCAGAGAUGAGAAUCACAACAGAGGAGGGAAGCUCCCGAAUUGGGUUCGCAACUACAAAUUCCUCGAGCCCUACGACGCCUAGAAUUGACCGUCCAUCGUUUUCGCGGCAAUCGUCACUGAAUGUUCCAUCGCAACCGUUACCUCCAUCCAGGAGAAAUAUGGUUGGCGGAGGAGGCCCACGCGCGAUUUCCUAUCAUGAGCAGCCAACGUACUAUUCACGCGCGAGCACAACAAAAUCCCGUUAUCACUCCCGGUCUCGGCGAGAAUCUCAAUAUCCAGACAGCUAUGGCCGAGGAGACGUCAGCCUAAAUAUUCCCGAUCUCGUGCAAUCGUAUAGAUCUGGCGCGGAGUUGGGCAACGCAGAAGGCGCCCCAUACUCGACACAGGGCAUUGCUUUAUCUUUCAACGACUUGCCAAGCAGAGCGCAGCAUCUGAUCCUCAAUGAGCUGAUGAAACAGAAUUCAAAAGAAACGGCUGUUCUCCUCAGCACGCUACCGAUCCCCAAUGAGGGGACGUAUAUGAAUGUGGACAGCACGAUUCAGUAUCUGUCGGAUGUUGAGCUGCUGUGUCAUGACCUUCCGCCGGCGCUUAUGGUGUUGAGCAAUAACAUGACGGUCACUGUGAGCUUAUAA
Molecule: messenger RNA, 3930 nt
Organism: Trichoderma gamsii
Lineage: Eukaryota; Fungi; Ascomycota; Sordariomycetes; Hypocreales; Hypocreaceae
Exons: 5
Coding region: 1-3930 (1309 amino acids)
Biological process (GO): cell volume homeostasis; potassium ion import across plasma membrane; potassium ion homeostasis
Cellular component (GO): membrane
Molecular function (GO): potassium:chloride symporter activity
Source: RefSeq, a predicted model, not a curated record